Messenger RNA from Sclerotinia sclerotiorum 1980 UF-70, 2148 nucleotides. RefSeq lists its product as hypothetical. The record is from RefSeq and is a predicted model, not a curated record. NCBI's taxonomy places the organism in Eukaryota, Fungi, Ascomycota, Leotiomycetes, Helotiales, Sclerotiniaceae. The coding region runs from base 1 to 2148 and encodes 715 amino acids. The transcript has 2 exons.
AUGCAUUUAUUUAAUCUUUGUGGAACUUGUUUGUCAAAUCAAGUCGAAUUAGAUCAAGUCAGAUCCCAAGUUGAGCGUUCAAGAGAUAUUUAUAGGUUGAGAAUAUACGACAUCAGGAAGAAAUCAUCUCAUCUCAUUAGAGCUUUUGGUACUCGGUACAUCACCUCAAGUCUUUCGUCGUACAACAUCAUCCUCGAUCAACGUCAUACGAAACUCGAGCCCCUCGAAUUUGCUACGUUAUACUAUACACGAACCGUUCAAACAAUCUCAUUGAUAGCCUAUUUUAUCUUCGAUAUCGUUACGACUUACCAAGAUUCUAUCACAAAGACGCGAACAGAUUUAAAACGAAGAUUUCAAGAUGCAAACUCGCAGACGCAGACAGAACAAAAUAUACAAGAGAGAGAUAAUAGGGUAGAAGAAAGUCAAGAAUGGGUAUUAUUUACACCGGUGGCGCCGACUUUUACAGAGGGAACAUAUACGACUAGUACAGGAAGGACUAGAGGGACACGAACAGCGGGUCAUUCGAGGGUUAGUGAUUUUGGAAGUUUAGAAACUGCCGCCAGAAGUUAUGGGAUUUAUGAUGAUCAUGAUGUUGAUGAUGUUGAUGAAGAUGGAGAUGCACAGACAGAAGAAGAUAAUGAUGAUGCGGAAUUGGAUUCAUUGGAUAGUCAUUUACAUGAAUUUAGGACGGAACCAAGUGUUUAUGGGAAUAGGGAAGAUGGGGAAGGGCCAGUGUUGCCAAAACAUGAUGGGCUAGGGAGUUUUAGGGUGGAUGGGAUUGGAGAGGAUGCUCAACAACAUUUAUAUGCAUUUGAAAUGUAUAAUCCUAGGAGGGUGAAGAGGAGGAGGGAAAGUUUGGAGAUUGGGGAUAUGGCUUUGGAGAAUGAGAGAGCGGCAGAAAUGGAGAGAACGAGGAGGAUUGAAUUGUGGAGGAUGGAGCAGAGUAAAGCUUUGGUGGAUGAAAUACAAAGGGAGACGAGAAGAAGGAAGCAAUCUAUGUCGAGUGAAAAGAGGAGUGUUGUCAUGGAGGAUAAGACACAAGAGGAUUUGGCUACAUUAAAUCAUGUCGAGGCGGAACCAACACCAGCAACUAUACGCGAAAAUGAAAGUUUAUGGAAUCGACUCACUCGAAGAGUAAUACGGGAUCUCAUGGGUAUAGAUGAUGAUCUUCUCUCAAUCAUCUUUGGCGAAUCUCUACCGAUGGAAGACGAUUUAUCCAAAAUACCAGGAAGACCGAUAUCCAUUCCUACCGUCACUAAACCUGAUAAGAGUUCAUGGGAAUACAGACUUCUUGAACGAAUUGCUCGCGAAUUAGGAUUGCUGGUCAAUCAACUUUCCGAUCAUCCAGGUGCUUUUACUACAUAUCUUCAAACUCAACAAAUACCUCUUCCUUAUGCAGGGUUACCUGUAAUUCCCGAGUCAGUUUCGAGUAAUAAUAUGAAUAUGACAACGGAUAUUCCACUUCCUGAUUUGGAACAAGAAGAGAUAGAACCUCUUACCUCGACUCUAACUACAGAUGCCGAUUUAGAAUUCCAUCCUACCAUCACUCGACCAGUUUCAAUACCAAAUUCAAGCAUUAUUGGUCAAGUACAGGAAUCAAAAGAUGAUUCCACAUCAACACAGUCAUAUAGUGCUCCUAUAACGAAAGAGGAAUGGGAAAGAGAUUUGGAUAUCACAAUGGUCUUUCGAUAUUUGAAAAGUAGAUUUACGAGUAGGGGUGAGAAUGUACAGAGUUCGACGGCGGGUUCAGGUUCAGGUUCGGUACUAUCGAAAAGUACGAGGGAGAAUCUUGCGAUAGAGAAUACACCCGAUUCGUUGGCGCGGGCAGCGAGAGUGAGAGCUCAUCAUCCUUUAGUCAACCUUAAAGCGAAUAAUGGAGGGGUGAGGAAGAGAGUGGGAAGAAGAGGAUCUAGUGAAAGUGGUGUCGGUUUAGGAUUAGGAGGGUUAGGUAAAGGAAUUGGUGGAAGUGGAUUAGGAUUAGGAAGUGGAGGUGUACCUAUUGGUGGCACACUCAAAAGUUUAAGGAUUGGUAGUGGGAGUAGUAGACAUUAUUGGGAUAUUGGGGGAAGUAUUGGAAGUUCUACUAGGGGAAGUGUAGUUGUGGGAGGUGCUGGUGGAGGGGGAAUGGGUGCUUGGGGUGAGGUUUAG